UAUGCCAUCCUCGAAGGAUUGACUCUUUUCCAAAGGGCGUAACCUCCCAAGUUACUAAAUCUGUUGGGAAAACUUAGAAAGGGUUUCCCUCUGGGACUCCUACUUUGCCACUUCUGAAAGUCCCCACCUGAUUAAAAUACUUGGCAGGUAUUUCCCUAAGCCAUUCCUCCCCCGCCUCCCUUCCCCCACUGGUUCCAUCUUUGACAAGCCUGUUACCACUGAGAUGCAGCUGAACAAAGUUGGGGUGAGGGGUGGAUACCCCGCGGUGGUGCGUGCUGGGCUUCUGGACUGGGCUGCCUGGUCCUGGAUACAGAAUUUUUUUGGGGUAGAAGCAAAUUAAAUUGUCAAGUUUACACUGAUGAUCAAACAUUUAAGGUUCUUAGCAAGAUCCCCCUUACUCCACCGUUACUAAUAGAAAAAGAGAAAGAUGUUUCCUAAUGUCCACAAUUUGCAGUUCUCUGAAUGGAUCAUAGUUUUAAUUUGUCCCCUUCAUUCAGCUCUAUCUCUAAAAGAGUAGUCACUGUUGAACUUCAUAUUCUGCCAUCUAUUUGUGUAAAAUAAAUAGAAAGACAUAAUUGCUAGCCAUUCACAACAACAUAGAGGAUUAGUACAAAUCCUAAAUGAUAAUUUAAAAUGCAAUGAUUCUUUUUAAAAAAGGAGAUACAUGAUAAAGAACAGUUUUCCUUAAGGUGUCUGACACCAUCAGCCUGCAAUGAAUGUACUUUCAAAAAAUUAAGGAACUUUCUUUUUUAAAAUUUGGUACUAUUUCAAAUGGAAUUCUUUUCUUAUUUGCUUAAACACCUUUCACAUGAUAUAAAAUAUUUUUCAAAAAAUAUUGCCUAAACUUAAAAUACAGUUUUCAGUAUCAGCCAGCCUCAAACAAAAAGCUCUUUAAAAGUCUCAUUAAUUUCUGGAUCUGUUCUUUCCAAGAUGCCAAAACUCUAUCUUUUAUUGUUAUUAUUUAAAUUGCUAAUCUUGUCCAUGAACUCUACAAUUAAAGAAAAUCCUAAAAAAAAUAAACAUUUUAGUUUGUAAAUUCUUAGUGCUUAAGAUAGAAAUUUCUUUCACAGUAUUGACUGUUCUGCUGUAAUGGACAUUAAACAAAUAAAUAUUUUAAAAAGAGGGAUAGUUAUUGAAAUUAGAUUGCUGUUUUCUUAAAGUACUCCUGGAAAAAACAAAUAAAGUAUGUCAUUUAUUUGUUCCUUUCCUUUUCUAGCACAAUUUCGCGAAGAAGUACAAAAUACAUUUGGGGUAGAAUGUAUUUAUCGUGUGCCAGUCUAUCUGCAUAUAUGAUGAGGCUUGACCAUUUCUUUGCACAAUGUAUAAGUCUGUGGUGUGUCUUGCGGAAAUGAAAGAACAGAUUGCCAUCCACUCGUGUAAGUCUUUGAUGGAACUGUUCACAUUGCAGCCAGGAGAGUCCCAGCUUCAUUAUUACUGAUAAUACUAUUUUGUUAAAUAUCAGCUUUGAUAUGCUUAACUAAUUACCCAGUUUCACUUAUUUUCCUCUAAAUUUUAAUUGAUAAGAUAGCUCAAUGGUGUUAAUUAAACCUCUCCUUACAGAGGCAAUUUCUUUGUAUUUCUUAAUGUUUGUCUUUCUAGCUAUGGAAUUUACACUAAAAACAUUUCUGGGGGAAGUGAAUGUAUCUAUCAUUUUUGGAUUGUUUAAAACUAUUAAUAAAAUAUUAAAACUGUUUCUGGGUAAAAAUAGAAUAGAUUCUAUGUAGAGUAGGAACUUGUUUUCUUCACCUCCUUUGUGCAAUAUUUUCUCGGGUCUUCCCACACCUGGGGAGCAAUUUAGACAUUUUGUAAAAGAUUUCCACCUCCGAAGCCCAUGCAAAAUCAUGCUAAUUUUUGAAAAAUAAUUCAGGAGAAACCUGAAGAUAUUUUGGGGAUGGGAGGUGUAGCCUCCCAUGGCACUCUCAGACAAGCAACAUUGUUGGUGCAAGGGGCGAAAAUACGACCUGUUUACAUGUGUAUUCAGCCAUGAAAUUGAAUAUUAUCAACGUUUAAAAAAUGCAAAUCAAAUUAAAACCAGGGGAAAUCGUCUUUGGAAUUACAGCAGCCUGGACCCACAAAGUAUUUGCUUAUAUUGAAGCUUUUAGAAAAUGAAUAAACUUCUAAAUAUUCCCGCUCCCCGCACUGCCUUAAGUACGAAAUGUGUUCUUUAAUUCUACUGGAAAUAUAUUGGGGCUCAGGCAUCAAUUAUUAGCCCUAGACAUCCAUCACUUUGGAAUAUAACUUUUCUUCAACAAUUAAAUGUCUCCCUUUGUACCUGUUACUAAAGUCAGGCCCGCGUCAAAAACCGAGCGGCACCCGCUUUUCUCAUUCCGAAGUCAGGACCAAGUCUCCGGCGGUCAGACACGUUUGUGCUCCCUGCGGGUGGCGGGGGAACCCUCUGCGCAGCUCCGCGAAGCCAGCCGCCCCACGCCCGGGUCAGCUGAGCCCCCGACACGCUGGGAGCCUCCGGGCGCGCGGACCCGGCUGUCCCACGUCCGGGUGCGCAAAGCGCGGAGACGCGGCGGAGCGCCGGGUCUCGCCCGCCCUAGGCUCAUUUUGGUAGCACCGGACUUCCCGGGCCUCGGUGCUGGAGGCCGAGAGAGGGAAGUGCCAGAUACAUGUUUUUUGGAAAACAAAAGAGAAUCGGGGCCUAGAAAAGCAAUGGCCAGAGGGGCGGUCAUUCUUGCCUUCUUCCAGAUCCUAAAGCGCAGCGAGGGCAACUCGAGGUGGCCGCUUCCACCCCUGCCGCCUGGGCGCCACGAACUUCAUUUCUGUCUGCGGCUUCCGCCUGCUGCCGCGGUCGCGGGCGCCGGGAGCUGCAGGCAGGUGCCCGGCGGCCGCGUCCGGACCGAGCGCGGGGCCCGGGCGCAGGGUGCACAGGUGCCGCGGACCCGCCUGCGGCCGGCGUGGGAGCCGCGCAGGCAGCCACGCCCCCGAACCCUAGCUGGGACCGCCGCGGCGGCUGGGAUGUCCUGGAGGGCCUUGGGGAAGCUUGCAUCUCUCCGUGUCCUCUGAGGAUUUUAACUGGUCCCGCGGCCCCAGCGCCGGAGCCAGGGUACGGCCGCGAGCGCCCGGGGCGCCCUGGCGUUUUCUCCCCAGGGAGGGUAGGUGGUUGGCGGUCACUCCGGGCUCCCUCCCGGCCUCCUCAGUCCACGAGGAGUUGAGGAGCAGCCCUGUUCCAGACACGGAGGAAUCAGUCAGCCGACCGGGAAAAAGAAAGUCACACCUGUAAAGAAAUUGCACCUCAGCAUUUGCAUUAAUCUUGAGUUUCCAUGAAAAGUGGCAUUGAUAUUCUUCAAAAGCAGAAUUCUCACUCUUCAAAUUACUUCAAAAUGGAUGCUUAUCUUUCCUCAAAGUAAAAAGCCUCCCUGUGUACUUCCUGUUGUCUUUUCAGUUUUCUCCUGGCCUCAGGAGGAAAGCAAAAGGAGCAAAAGUGGGCUCUUACCAAUGUUAUUUGGCUCCUUAUGUUCACAGAUCAGCACACAAAGAUCCUGUCAUGGUUUUCCUGAUUUACCUAAGUCCACAGCCAAUAUUAACCAUUUUAGAAGCAAUUGUGAAGUAAAACACUUUCCUGUGCUGGGCUUGCCAAUACUUUUGAAUUUUUAAGUGAUGCUUGGGACAAGGGGUCAUCAUUUCUGCAGAGAAUGGACGGUUCCUUUUUAAUAAACACAUUCUGGCUUCAUUGAGAGUUAAUAUCGUCUCUGUGUUAGACUCUAAGUCAUCAUCUCUAUUUUGCAGAAUUUCUGGAAAAGAAAAUAAAGGAGGGAAUUUGAACACCUAGCUUGACUCUAAGAAAUCCCAAAUUCUAUCAAAAUGUUUGGCAGAAUUGCUGCUGUUGUGCCUGGAGUCAUAUGCAAAACAGAAAGCCUGAUACUGCAUUGUGGACGUAUACUAAGUGUUAUUUUAGCAGAGUUUGUCAUAAAACCUUUAUUAGCCAAGUUGUGUAAUAGAGCAACUAACUGUCUUUGUAUUUCUUCAAAAGAAACCUGUUUUCCUUCUUGGUACGAUGUGCUCUUUGUGUAUAGUAACAUGGCAGAAAAAAAUUGAAUAAGGAUACAUAGUUCUUAUUGUUAAAUAAUAAGGAUACAUUUAAGGAAUAUAUUUGAAAACGUUUUCAAGUCAAGAAAAGUUGCCCCAUGUAUGGAAUGGGUGGUGACCCAUUAUCUUGCAUAUUCCUUGCAAUAAAAGGUAUGUUUUAUGGAUUCAGUGUUAAUUUAGUUUUAGAGAUUUUUCAUUCCAUUUUCCACAUUUAAAAAUACCUUCACAACUUGAUGCAGACUAAAAGACAAGGAAGAAAUUCUAUGUAUUUCUCACAGCAGUCCACACUCUCUCUAGCAUUCUCCAGUAUUACAAUCCAGUAAUUUCUCCACAGUGAUGGUAUGCAUUUAAAUAGAAAACUUCAUUCACCUUUCAAACUGUCCUUGUGGGUAAGUUACAGGAUUUUUUUUUCUUUUCAUCUUGAAAAAAAAAAAGAACUGUCUUGAUAAAGGACCACUUGAACGAAAUUUUAAAUACUGUGGAAAGUUUGUGGCAUUUUUAGGGCACAGCCCUCGCCUUAUUUUCUUUCUGAUCUCAUCUUCUGAAUGGAUUUCUGUGUUGACCAUUCAGAGAGCUAGGAGGAGGGAAUUUGUCUUCACUGAGCUUGAGCGGUUGGUUCUAGAGAGGUGUACGGGAGACUCUGAUUUAGGGCCGUGUUUCAUCCAGCUCCUAUCCCCAUCUGCCCCUUCCCUCCAAAACAAAAACAAAUUUUAAAAAGCUUUCCCAUUUGGCCUUUGUAAAGGGUAAAUGAAAUUCCUGUCCCACACGGUAGCUAUGACAUUUUACUUGUCAUCUGUAAAAUGGGUCUUUUAUUUCUACAUUAAGCCUGGUAUGAAGGAAUCACUGGGGCUUUGUGGUCACAUCUCUUGGUAUUGGUGGAGAUCAGGAGCAUCCUGCACUCUGGCUAUCUUUAAAUAUGCUAUGCACACAUUGGAAGAGGAAAAUUAAGCAAUUAUUGAAGGGAAAAUAAGUUAGCUCAUGACACCUAGGCAGAUAGAUUAUCAGGCCAGCCUGCCUUUGUUCAUAUCUCAUUUCUUCAGUUUUCCAAGUCCGAAUAGGCGUCCAACAGCUGCAGUAUGCCUGCAGCCUGGAGGUCUUGUCUUUUUCCAUUCUUUUGCCCUCAAGUCAAACAGAAAAAAAAAAAUGUGCAUGCUUUCACUCUUACUCCUGAAUUUUUUACACUUUUUGUUCCUUUAAGGAUUAUAAAUGCUGACAUAUGAUUUAUAAAAUGCCAGAGGUAGCAGCCAUCUUAUUUUAUUUAUCUGAAUGUUUGCACCUACAUAUAUGUACUGGACUUCUGACUGUUCAUUUUUCUUCCCCUAAGAAAUGACAUUAAGAUAGCUCAACUCUAACAUGAUUACUAAAAAUACCUUUAGAGAAGUACUCAGUUUCUUCUGUUUAAUAAAUAUUUAUAAAAUAAACAUGGAUUGGAGUCUGGCUCCGUGUCAGGAUUCUGCUUAUGCAUGGAGCCUUGUCCCUGACAAGGAAGAUGGCUGCUUCGCCACUCAGCAACGACAUUUUCCAGCAUGAUUAAAUGUGGCUGUCAAAGUAGACAUACCCUGUUCUGGUGUGUUCUCUUUCCUCGUGGAGCUCAGCAGGCAUACAACUCUUAAAGGAUUUUCCAAAUGAUGAGUGAAGUUCACAUGUUAUCAUACUGGUCUAUAGGGUGCCGAAUAAGUGUUUAAAUCAUGGAGUAAUUAAAGCAUGGAUAAUAUAUGUCUUGAGUUCACCAAGGCUCUAGGCACAUAAGGCAUUUUGUUUUGUAAUGAGAACAGACUUUUCAAAACAUGGCAUCAGGUUACAGUUAACUUUUCCAACAAAAUUCUACUGGCUGCUUAACUC
Manis pentadactyla (Chinese pangolin) is the source of this 5877-nucleotide messenger RNA. RefSeq lists its product as uncharacterized. The transcript is spliced from 2 exons. The record is from RefSeq and is a predicted model, not a curated record. The coding region runs from base 2257 to 3012 and encodes 251 amino acids. Lineage: Eukaryota; Metazoa; Chordata; Mammalia; Pholidota; Manidae.